This is a messenger RNA of Trachymyrmex cornetzi, 9053 nucleotides long. It is a transcript of the gene cac, whose product is annotated as calcium voltage-gated channel subunit cacophony. NCBI's taxonomy places the organism in Eukaryota, Metazoa, Arthropoda, Insecta, Hymenoptera, Formicidae. Gene Ontology annotation, cellular component: membrane; voltage-gated calcium channel complex. Gene Ontology annotation, molecular function: calcium ion binding; high voltage-gated calcium channel activity. The transcript is spliced from 36 exons. The coding region runs from base 405 to 6986 and encodes 2193 amino acids. The record is from RefSeq and is a predicted model, not a curated record. Gene Ontology annotation, biological process: calcium ion import across plasma membrane; chemical synaptic transmission.
GUAAAAUUUUCACCGACGUAGGAAACGAAGAGGAAACGAAGAGGAAGAAAAAGUGCCGAUCGCCGACGAUGACAUGUCGCGACGCGCGGUCGAGUCAGUGAGUGUGCAACGGUGUUGAUCACGGUGCUGGCGAUCGUCGACGGGCGUUUAGUAUGACGACUAGCUGACGGAUGUAUCUCUUCUCUAUCUCCUCACGGCGUCGGCGGGGUUGACGAUUGAGCGGACAGCGGAAGACACCCUGCCGGAGAAGAAAAUUCGAUAUACCGUUUUUCCCGGAGGGAUUGAUUGGAACCCGAGGCUGCUCUCAAGGGUGAUUUUUCGUAGUUUCUUUCCGGACGAAUAGAAGCCAAGAUUGGAGGUUGAAAUGACGAUAGUGGUGUUAUAGACGAUGUUGCCUUUGAAGGAUGCUGGGUGGCGUGGGAGGUCGGCACGUGUCUACGCGUCGGCGUGGCAGCAAUCCGCUUGUGCGUGGAAGUGUGGGCCUCAUCGGGUAUGGUGCCACAUCCGGGACCAGCGGUGGUCUCGGAAACACCGAUGGAAACGCGACGCAGUUGGAUGCGAUGCCCCGAUAUGCCGCUAGGAGACGGAGGGCUGUCACCACUAGCGAUCACAAGAGCUGCGCCCUUAUACAAACGCGGCUCAAGCUUGGUGAUAUUAUGUUGGCAGCAGCGCAAGAGGCGGCACAAAGGGAUCCUGGAUACGCGAGUCAGUAUUACGGGAGAAGGUCGAGGUUGGCCGGAUUGAGGAGUGGUCUCGGUGACUGGACUAGCUUCGGAGGGGAGGUACCUGGUCUGGUGGACAUGGCGCCAGGCCGGGAUCAAGGUGGAGGGGGAGGCGGUGGCGGUGGGGGAGGCGGCAAGGGCACCACAUCGUUGUUUAUUCUUUCGGAAGAUAAUUGGAUACGGUCGAAGGUACGCGGUGUCAUCGAGUGGCCGCCCUUCGAGUACGCCGUCCUGCUCACCAUCAUCGCCAAUUGCGUGGUCCUCGCCCUCGAGGAGCACCUGCCGAGGCAGGAUAAGACCGUACUCGCACAGUCGCUCGAGUCCUCCGAGAUGUACUUCCUCGCGAUCUUCUGCGUCGAGGCGAGCCUCAAAAUUAUUGCCCUCGGCUUCGUCCUCCACCGCGGCUCAUACCUGCGCAACAUCUGGAACAUCAUGGACUUCUUCGUCGUGGUGACCGGGAUCAUCACGUCGCAAGGCAAAGACCUGGAUAUGGAUCUGCGCACGUUGCGUGCGAUACGCGUGUUGCGACCGCUCAAACUUGUCUCCGGCAUACCGAGUCUUCAGGUGGUGCUCAAGUCUAUCAUUAAGGCGAUGGCGCCGCUUCUGCAGAUCGGCUUGCUGGUACUCUUCGCCAUCGUGAUAUUCGCCAUUAUCGGCCUCGAGUUUUAUUCGGGAACCCUGCAUAAAACGUGUUACAGUAUAAAGGACAUCAGUGUAAUCAUAAAAGAGGGCGAGAUGCCGAGUCCGUGUAGCGCAGACAACAAAAAUGAUGCCCCGCCCGGGUCCCACGUGUGCGACGCGAACGUCUCGACGUGCAUGGAUCACUGGGAGGGACCAAACUCGGGCAUCACUAGCUUCGAUAACAUCGGAUUCGCCAUGCUCACUGUCUUCCAGUGUAUCACUAUGGAGGGCUGGACUGCCAUAUUGUACUGGACAAAUGACGCUAUUGGCAGCACGUACAACUGGAUUUACUUUAUACCAUUGAUCGUCCUUGGAUCAUUCUUCAUGCUGAACUUAGUUCUUGGUGUCUUGAGCGGAGAGUUUGCGAAGGAGAGAGAAAAGGUGGAGAACCGGCAGUCCUUCCUGAAGUUGCGAAGACAGCAGCAGCUUGAGCGCGAAUUGAAUUGUUACCUCAAUUGGAUCUGCAAAGCAGAAGAGGUGAUACUCGCCGAAGAGAGGACCACGGAAGAGGAGAAAAUGCACAUAUUAGAAGCAAGAAGAAGAGCAGCGGCAAAGAAAAGAAAGUUGAAAAAUCUCGGCAAGAGCAAGAGCACCGAUACAGAGGAGGAGGAAGGUGAAGACGGCGAGGACGAUGGGUUCUCGAGAGCCUCCUACUUUAAGUCGAAGGUGAAGAAGCAGGGCACGUGCCUACAGUUCUGGCGAGCUGAGAAAAGGUUCAGGUUUUGGAUACGUAAUUCCGUCAAGUCGCAACAGUUCUAUUGGUUCGUCAUUGUUCUUGUGUUCUUUAACACCGUCUGCGUGGCCGUCGAGCAUUACAAUCAGCCAAAAUGGCUCACCGAUUUCCUCUAUUUCGCAGAGUUUGUGUUCCUGGGCCUCUUCAUGAUGGAGAUGUUCAUAAAAGUCUACGCGCUCGGUCCUCGCGCAUACUUCGAAUCGAGCUUUAAUCGCUUCGACUGCAUCGUCAUCUCGGCCUCGAUCUUCGAGGUGAUCUGGUCCGAGUUGAAGUCUGGCUCUUUCGGCCUCUCCGUCCUACGUGCUCUUAGACUCCUGAGAAUUUUUAAGGUCACCAAAUACUGGAAGAGCCUGAGGAACCUCGUGAUAUCGCUGCUAAGUUCGAUGCGCAGCAUCGUUUCCCUUCUCUUCCUACUCUUCCUCUUCAUCCUCAUAUUCGCGCUGCUCGGUAUGCAGCUAUUCGGUGGCCAAUUCAACUUCGACGAUGGCACGCCGCCCACUAACUUUAACACCUUUCCCAUCGCACUACUCACUGUCUUCCAAAUCCUGACUGGAGAAGACUGGAACGAAGUGAUGUACAAGGGUAUCGAGUCGCAGGGCAUGGCCCAUUCGCUUUACUUCAUCGUGUUGGUGCUCUUUGGCAACUACACCCUGCUGAACGUCUUCUUGGCUAUCGCCGUUGACAAUCUCGCGAACGCGCAAGAACUAAGCGCCGCCGAGGAGGAGCAGCAGGAGGAGGAUAAGGAAAAACAGUUGCAGGAACUCGAGAAGGAGAUCGAGUCGCUGCAGAGACCCGCGGACGCACCGAGGGUGGAAAUCUGCCCUCCAAGUCCAACGCAGAAUUUAUUAAAAAAUGUAAAACGCAAUAUUGACGGAGAGCUACAAAGUGGAGAACGACGUCUCGUCUUUUCCAGCAGAGACGGAAGAAUUGAAACCCAGACGUCCGAAGAGAGGAGGCAGGAUGAAGACGACACGGGACCAAAACCAAUGCUGCCAUACUCCUCCAUGUUUAUACUGUCCCCUACGAAUCCCAUAAGAAGAGGUGCCCAUUGGGUCGUGAACCUUCGAUACUUCGACUUCUUCAUAAUGGUGGUGAUAUCGUUGUCGAGUAUUGCGCUGGCCGCUGAGGAUCCUGUUUCAGAGAAUGCGCCAAGAAACAAAAUCCUCAACUACUUCGAUUACGCGUUUACCGGCGUCUUUACCGUCGAAAUGGUGCUGAAAAUCAUCGAUCUUGGUAUCAUACUGCACCCGGGCUCAUACCUGCGCGAGUUCUGGAACAUUAUGGAUGCGGUCGUAGUGAUAUGUGCUAUGGUGUCAAUCGCCUUUGACAUACUCGGUAGUUCCUCUACGGCCAGUCAGAACCUUUCGACCAUUAAAUCGCUACGAGUGCUGCGAGUACUCAGGCCGCUUAAGACAAUAAAGCGCGUGCCGAAGCUGAAGGCGGUGUUCGACUGCGUGGUGAACAGUCUCAAGAAUGUCAUUAACAUUCUCAUAGUGUACAUAUUAUUUCAAUUCAUAUUCGCCGUAAUUGCGGUGCAGUUGUUCAACGGUAAAUUCUUCCACUGCACCGACGAGAGCAAGUAUACGCAAGAGGAUUGCAAUGGUCAUUUCUUCGUUUUCGAGGAGGGUAAUAUGCUACCGGAGCUCAAGCCACGGAAGUGGCAAUCCCAGUCCUUUCACUAUGACAACGUGAUGGUGGCUAUGCUAACGUUGUUCGCUGUCCAGACCGGCGAAGGCUGGCCACAGAUCUUGCAAAACUCGAUGGCGGCCACAUACGAGGACCAGGGCCCUAUCCAGAACUUUCGUAUCGAAAUGUCCAUUUUCUACAUCGUCUAUUUCAUCGUCUUUCCAUUUUUCUUCGUCAACAUCUUCGUGGCCUUGAUUAUCAUCACGUUCCAGGAGCAGGGAGAAGCUGAACUGCAGGACGGUGAAAUCGAUAAAAAUCAGAAAUCAUGUAUAGACUUUACAAUACAAGCUCGUCCGCUCGAAAGGUAUAUGCCGAAGGAGCGGAAUAGCGUUAAGUACAAAAUCUGGAGGAUAGUUGUAUCUACGCCAUUCGAAUAUUUUAUCAUGAUACUCAUCGUAUUGAACACAAUAUUGCUUAUGAUGAAGUUCCAUCGGCAAAGCGAUUCGUACAAGAACACGCUGAAGUACAUGAACAUGUGCUUCACGGGGAUGUUCACUGUCGAGUGCGUACUGAAGAUCGCAGCAUUCGGCGUGAAGAACUUCUUCAAGGAUGCUUGGAACACCUUCGAUUUCAUCACUGUGAUCGGCAGCAUCGUGGACGCCCUCGUGAUCGAGUUCGGGGACCGAUCGAGCGUGCCCAGUGGUGGCCAGCUAGGCGAAAAGAAGGAGAACUUCAUCAACGUCGGCUUUCUGAGGCUCUUUCGCGCCGCCAGACUGAUCAAACUACUGAGACAGGGGUACACGAUACGUAUUUUACUCUGGACCUUCGUACAAUCCUUUAAAGCUCUGCCUUACGUUUGUCUCCUCAUAGCAAUGCUGUUCUUCAUCUACGCUAUCAUCGGUAUGCAGGUAUUCGGUAACAUCAAGCUGGAUGCUGAUACCUCUAUUACGAAGCACAACAAUUUCCAAAGCUUCAUACAAGGUCUGAUGCUACUUUUUCGGUGUGCCACGGGCGAGGCUUGGCCAAACAUUAUGUUAUCCUGCGUAAAGGGCCGUCCCUGCGACCCAAAAGCCGAGAAGUCUGAACAGGACGGUUGCGGCUCCAACAUCGCCUAUGCUUACUUCGUGUCGUUCAUCUUUUUCUGCUCAUUCCUCAUGCUAAAUCUCUUCGUCGCCGUCAUCAUGGACAACUUCGAUUACCUUACGCGGGACUCGUCGAUUCUGGGCGCACAUCAUCUCGACGAGUUUGUGCGGAUCUGGGCUGAAUAUGAUCCAAACGCCACUGGCAAGAUCCACUACACAGAGAUGUACGAUAUGCUAAAGAAUAUGGAUCCGCCGUUGGGGUUUGGCAACAAGUGCCCAAAUCGACUUGCGUACAAGAAGCUCAUCAGAAUGAAUAUGCCGGUGGACAGUGAUGGCAAGGUGAACUUCACAACAACGUUGUUCGCCCUCAUUCGCGAGAAUCUCAGUAUAAAAAUGCGAUGCGCCGAUGAAAUGAAUCAAGCCAAUGAAGAGCUGCGGGACACGAUCAGAAGUAUUUGGCCUUUACAAGCGAAAAAGAUGUUGGACCUUUUGAUACCUAGGAAUGAAGAAUUGAGUAGAGACAAACUCACCGUGGGUAAGAUAUACGUCUGCCUUCUAAUACUCGAAAGUUGGAGGUCGACGAAGUUUGGUCAGCUAAAGUCUGCUGAACAGAACGAUAACGAUCUUAUCGAUAACGAUAAUGCUGGGCAAAGUCCUGCAGCCCAGGCGCCAUCGGCCUUCUUCAACUGCUUGCUGGACAUGGCGGCGGUAAAUCACACCGGAAAUAAUCACGGAGCUGGAAGUAGAGCGAACAGCCUCGAACCGGUGAUGCGACCGGCCAUAGAAGUGAAGCACGAACGACACAGAGACCACACGGAUGAGGAGGAAGGGGCUCUAGGCGUCCUCGCAGCCGCCGAGCACAGACGUCAGCGUAGCAUCAGAAACAAAAAGGUGAACUGGAAGAUGUCUCGCCAGUACGAUAUACUAGGCAGCAGCGGAGAGAGUAGCCAGGGAGGGGGUGGGUCUGGGGUUGUACUCGUAGUUAAUGGCGAGGAUCGCGCCCCCGAGCUAGAGCCAUUGCUGGCCGAGGUGCCCUCCCAGCGGGAUGAUCAAAACAACUACUACCACGACCAUCACCAUCACGACCAAUACUACUACGAUACCGACAAUGAUCAAUACUAUGACCAUCACCAAUACUACCACCACCACCAUCACCAUCAUCAUGACCACCGACCACCCUCGUACUACCAACACCAGAACACCUACGCACCUCGCUCCUCGAUCCGUUACCACAAGGAGUUGCAAGACGUCAUACCGUCCGACUCGCGUGCUGGUAGCCUCGAGAGUCUCACGCAUCCUGGUGAUAGAGUCCUUCGUCCGCAUCCCUCGGCGCUCCUCUCUAGACGUUCACGAUCACCAAGUAUAAGAAGACACUCGCCAAUAAUGCCUAGAUCGCCAUCGCCAAGGCGACAAGGCCGGUACGACCAUCAUGGUCAUUACCACGACGGACCAGGGUUUAGCGACACCGUUAGCAACGUCGUCGAGAUACAAAGGCACACUCAUCAUCCCCAUGCGUCACAAUAUAAUCAUCGGCAUAGGAUACGAGACUAUUACGACCACUGCGACUAUUACGACGAUGGUCCAUGGAGCGCGUCGACGAGUCCGGCCAGGUCACCAAGUCCGGUUCACAGGAUCGAACGUGGUGGCCAUUAUGGCACGACGAGUCUGGAGCAGCGUUCGAGGAGCCCGAGCCCGAUAGGCAGUGGUCGUCCGCGUCAUCAUCGCCAUCAUCCGCAUCAACACAGCUAUCCGGUGCUGGUCGCGAGAAGAGGCCAGGGUCGUCGGCUGCCCCCGACGCCGAACAAGCCAUCGACCCUACAGCUGAAACCGACCAACAUCAACUUUCCCAAGCUGAAUGCCUCGCCUACUCACGGACCGCAUGGCGUGGCACCGAGUGGACUGACCCACGUGCCAGUGGGACCUGUAUCCGGUCAUGUUCUGCAGCAUCCACAUCCGCCGUCGCACAUUCCACCUUCCAUGCAGUCGAGUCAUCAUCCGUUGAGCUUCGAGCAGGCUGUCGCGAUCGGCCGCGGUCGUUUACUGCCCAGCCCGGUGCCCAACGGUUACAAACCACAACCGCAAUCCAAGCAAAGAGCACCUAGGUCGAGGCACUCGGACAGUGACGAGGACGAUUGGUGCUAGCCAAAGUGGGACCCUGGACGGUGGUCCGGUGACGUGGACGCCCCCAGGCGUCUCAGGGUUUGUGCAUGAUAGUCGUCCACGUGGGACGCGCGUUGAUUUCGAUAUGAAAGUAAUGGAAGAACCGCAGUCGACGAGCUCGAAGCUCCUGGAGGUUUCCUCCAGAUUUCGACUGGCCGAAGAAUAGCUUCAUGAAGGAGUUGUUCCAGUUACGGCAUUGCGGCGAAAGAGAUCUAAGAGAAUUGAAAACAAGGCAAACGAUUCCAGGCGGACGAUUGUUCGGAGCGAUUUCCGGUGGCUAAACACGGCGACCGAACAGGGUCAGCAAAUACUAUAUAGAAAUCGAUUUCUCGCGCACAGGAGAAAUCGGCAGAACUAUCACUCAUAUAUUGACGUCGCAUGAAUCCGCGAACGAGGAAGAGUGCGACGUACGCGAUUCUACGAAUUGAUCGAGGUGCAAUCAAAUGGCUGAGCUCGAUGAAUCUCGAAGAUCCGAUUUUGGAGCCUGGAGAUCGGGUCAAAAGUAUCGGGAACGAACGAUCGCCUGAUGCGAGGGAUUUGAAAGAUAAAUUCUAUUCAAUCGCUGUAGUCGAAGACGCUCUAUAUUGGUGCGAACGACGCAUGAUGAAGCGAAGAUGGAUCUCUCGAGAUCGCGAGCGACGUCUACGUCGAGAGACAAGGUGGUAGGUUGCAGUGAAACUCGUCGUGAAUGACAGUGAUUGAUUAAUGAGCGGACGUUCCAGGAGAGCUCGAAAUCCUCCGAUAUUAUAUUCGCGAGUUAAUAUUUCGAUCUUACCUCGGCUUGAUCGAAUGAAGACCGUCUCGAGGAAGACUUACUUUUUAUACAAUUUUCCGGAGGAGAGACUCAUCGAACGCCCGAAUUGCGCUGUGAUCACCACGAAACGUUCUCUUACGUGCGUGUGCAUUUAUGUAUGUAUGUAUGUUCGUAUGAUCUUGUGCGUGCAUGCAUAAGAAAACCCCCUUCCCCCAUAAUUAGUCAGAAAUCGCGACUGAUGUACCGAAUCAUUCCACUUCCACUCGUGAAAGCGCCGAUUAAAUAAUGUUAAUUGUUCAACGACGACAAUUGAAGGACAAUUGAGGGAGACUGAAGCGAGAGAAUGGAAAGACGAAAUGGUAGUUAUAUAGUUUCAGGAUUUGAUAAGGUUUACAUCGUCACUUUCAAUUUUGAAAACUAAAAAAUUAAACAAAAUAAUUUGAAAUGGCGAUGUUUUAUUUUGAAAUCUGAAAAUCUGUUUUGUAUUUCUUCGCUUCGCUGUAAGCAUCGUUGGACGAUUCGUCGGGAAAUUCAGCCGUGCGAACAGAACGGACUGCCAAGCGGGUAUUUCCUAAUGAAUAAACAAACCAAUGAGAAAAGAAUUAAUAGGAUUAGAAAUUAGAUUGAAAGUCGAAACAAAAGAUUCUAAUAAUUCUGCCAGGAUUUAGGUCACCUCCAUUUUGCCAUUGACAAAAUCCCAUGAACUCAAGAUCCUAAUAAAAUGCGAAUAAUUAGAAAUCGCUUCGCCGAGAGAGAGAGAGAGAGAGAGAGAGAGAGAGAGAGAGAGACGCGAAAGAACCGUUACGAGAUACCAAUCUUGUUCACAGUCGCGGUUCUUGUGAAAUCAAAAUGCGAGACGAUUGUAGUUAUUGUAAGGGUAAACUCAAGAAACAGAAGGAAGAAGAAAGCGAACGUAAAUGUCGUCGUUAAUUCGCGCGGAUGUUGCUUCGCAAUUAGUGCCAAUCAACAGUGACUGGUAAAAAGUUCAGGAAAUGAGGAUCACGAUCGAGAAAUGCACAAUUGGAAUACGGGGUGAGAAGGGUGAAUAAUUUGUUGGGGGGGGGGGAGACGCGUAAAAGGGAAAGACAGAAAGAGAAUCAAUGACGCGGAGAGAUAAAUAAUUCUUACCAUACAGUUUUCAAAAGCACUCCUGUAAAUUACUGCGUAUAAUUGAAUUACAAUACUUAUUACUUAUCACUGCUAAUACCGUUAUUAAAUUAACACCUGCAGAAAAAGAGAUGAAAAACAGCUACUUCACUCUACUAUUACACUAUUACUAACUACUGCUACUACCA